Molecule: messenger RNA, 1689 nt
Organism: Chenopodium quinoa (quinoa)
Lineage: Eukaryota; Viridiplantae; Streptophyta; Magnoliopsida; Caryophyllales; Amaranthaceae
Product: cation/H(+) antiporter 15-like
Exons: 3
Coding region: 1-1689 (562 amino acids)
Biological process (GO): proton transmembrane transport; regulation of pH
Cellular component (GO): membrane; endomembrane system
Molecular function (GO): antiporter activity
Source: RefSeq, a predicted model, not a curated record
AUGGUACUCUACACAUUGUUUUGUUGUACGGCUAUCAAACCCGCCAUUUUGAAGAUUACGGCUAAUGUACCAGAGGGUGAAAACUAUAGCAAUUUUGUGGUGCAUAUGAUUUUGUUUUUGGUCUUGGCUUGUGGGCUUCUAACAGACUACCUUGGUUGUCAUUUCAUCUUUGGUGCAUAUGUACUGGGAAGAAUUAUUCCUCCAGGAAAUCUAGCUAAAACAUUGAUAGAGAAGAUGGAAGAUUGUGUUGAUGGUGUUUUGAUGCCUCUCUAUUUUGUGGUGUUAGGAAUAGGGGUGGAUAUCUUCAUAAUCUUGGUAAAUUCCAAAUACGUUUUGGUUAUAAUAUUGGCAGUUGCAACUAAAGUUUUAUGCACUCUUCUAAUUGGAAUCUUCUGCGAUGUACCACUUGUUGACGGCUUUCCGUUAGGAAUUCUCCUAAGUUCUAAGGGGUUCUUUCCAUUAGUCCUCCUUAAUAUUGGACGUCAACGAAAGAUUUUAUCAGGUGACUCAUAUACGUUGCUCUUCGUCACAAUAUUUUUGUCAACAAUUUUGGUGGAACCUAUAAUGAAAAUUAUUUGCAAGCGUAUAAGGAAAAAUCCUCAGUUGUAUGAUCAAAGAAGUUUACAAGGAGCAAAUUUUUCAGAAAAGCUUAAGUUAAUCACUUGUCAUGCCCCCGCGAUGCUUGUUGAGCACGAAUCUCAAAGAUCUUUCUUUUGGAACCUUGGUUCCAAGCUUUUCUGUGAUCGAGGUAGGGCUGAAUCAGACCAAAUAAUCAAGCAAUUCAAUGAAUACACGGAUCAACAUGAUAAUUCUACAUCAUCUUUAAAAGUUUUUACAGUUGUGUCUCCUAUUAAUACAAUGCAUGAAGAUAUAUGUAGUCUUGCCAUGGAUAAGCAUGCAUCUCUUAUAAUCCUUCCCUUUCAUAAACAACAAGGGGUGGAUGGAAAGUUAGAAGACACUAACAUAGAAUUUGGAGGUGUGAACCAAAAUGUGUUAGAUGUGGCUCCGUGUUCUGUUGCUUUGCUCGUGGAUCGUGGACUAAGAGUGAAUUCCAUGUCUUCCUCUUCCGAAAUAUAUAGUGAUGAUGGACAAGGUUGUGAACAAAUUCAAAUAGCAAUGAUCUACAUAGGUGGUUGUGAUGAUCGCGAAGCCUUAACAUAUGCUUGGAGGAUGGCAGGCCAUUCCUCUGUUAACCUCACGGUGAUUCGAUUUCUAGAAGGUGAAAAAUUAACUGAUUUUGAUCAACCUAUAGACUAUAUAAAUUUUGGUGAUAAUGAUAUUGAGGUUGAAAACCUUACUAUAUCAGCACAAAAGUCAAGGGAAAUCCAAGUUGAUAAUGAAUUUCUAAUGGAUUUUCAAGAACAAAAUAGUUAUGACAGAUCGAUAUGCUACCUUGAAAAAUUUAUUAAUUGUCCUGGAGAAAUUAUUACUUCAUUGAGGGAAAUGGGUCAUGAUUUUGAUUUGUAUAUGGUUGGAAAAGGUCAAUCAAGGUUAUCUUUUCCGACAAUAGGUUUAGUUAAGUGGAGUGAGUUUAAAGAGUUGGGACCUAUAACAGACAUUUUAAUAACAUCUGAAUUCACCUCUACUGCAUCAGUGCUUGUCAUGCAGCAAUAUUCGAAUAAAUUAAGUCAAAAAAAUUUUGUAGUUAGGUCUACUGAAGAAGAAAAAGUGACUAUUAUUAGUUCUUAG